Molecule: messenger RNA, 3879 nt
Organism: Pimephales promelas (fathead minnow)
Lineage: Eukaryota; Metazoa; Chordata; Actinopteri; Cypriniformes; Leuciscidae
Gene: toporsb
Product: topoisomerase I binding, arginine/serine-rich b
Biological process (GO): protein monoubiquitination; protein polyubiquitination
Molecular function (GO): metal ion binding; ubiquitin protein ligase activity
Source: RefSeq, a predicted model, not a curated record
CUGCAGACGCAGUACCACUCCGCUCCGGUGGGGGCGCGCAUGCGUGUGACGCCUGCCGGAUGAGGCUCUGCUGUGUGUUCUGUUUCUCAACAGCAGUGCGAAACUCCUUCACUUCCAUCGGUUUUUAAUGUACAUCUUCUUUUCAUUUGUGUGUUUAUCAUCACGGAUAUCACUCUGAUGUGAUAUAGUUGUUCUUAUGGAGGUGCGCGCAUGCGGUUUGGAUUAUUUACAUUGUUUUUCGAAGGCUUUGUAAUGAGGGGGUGAUGAUCAGAUGAUGGCGCCCACUAAGAUGAAGUUGCGUGUGAGGAAGAAAGACAGCGUUGGCAAAUCUUCUCAGCGUUUAUUGGCCAACGCGUCGCCAGACUCCAAAUGCCCCAUCUGCCUCGACGGCUUCAAUAACGUGGCGUCGCUGGACCGCUGCCUGCACCAGUUCUGCUUCCGCUGCAUCCACGAGUGGUCCAAAAACAAAGCGGAGUGUCCGCUGUGCAAGCAGCCGUUCCACUCCAUAUACCACUCGGUCAAAGGGGAAAAAGAUUUUAAGGAAUUUGUGGUGCCGCCGAUGGAGAAUGGAGCGGCGGCGAACGCCACAGCUAGCAACGCCCCCCAGCGCGUGCUACGCCCCCGAGCCCUUCGAGGCAGGGAGAGGCGGAGCCACAGAGCGCAACAACCCGUCCCUUCGUCUUCCCCACCGAUGGAGGACGUCAUGUUCGGCGGUCUCACGGACGCGGCGGCGCUAACGGAAAACCAAGACGUGCAGCAAAUGGUGCUACGACUGACGGCGCGCAGGCAAGGGCGGGGCGAGGGGCGGAGCCUGCGACGCCUACGGGACCAAGAUGUUGUCUCGUUCCGGCGUGCGCUUUACAGGACUGGCGUACGUGUGCGUAACACGAGAGACGUUGGUCGGCAGAGGGAUAUUUCAGCGUCGUUCUUACGGCAAAACCCUGGAUGUUUGCGGCGACUCUUGCCUUGGCUGCAACGCGAGCUCACGGUGUUGUACGGAUCGCACGGAUCGCUGGUGAACAUCGUGCAGAACAUCAUCAUCUCGCGCAUUAUGAACUAUAACAUGGAGGACUCGGCCAUUCGGGACGAGCUCCGCCCCUUCCUGUUAGCGCGCACUGACCACUUCCUGCACGAGCUGGUGAGUUUCGCUCGCUCCACCCUCAACAUGGAGACGUAUGACCAGCAGGCCAUUUACGACUGUCCUGCUCCCAGCUACGAGGAGGGCAGCAGCUCGGACCUUUCCGUUAUCGCCAUCUCUGAGGAUGAUGAUGAUGAUGAUAAUGAUAGUGAGGACAAUGUGACAGAGAAUCCCUCCGCUGUCCAGGAACACCUUGCCUCCGUUGCCAAUGCAAGUGGAGUGGAAAGUUUGCUGAGUCAGUCAGCGUGGGAUGACGAGACGCCUGGUCCCUCCUAUUCAACCCUUUUCCCCUCUUCUAGCCAAUCACAGGAUGAAGAGGCGGAGCCAAGCUCAAGCACAGCACCGCCUUACAGUGGCCCUGACUGCCCUGCAGCAAGUAGCAGCGUGUCAGCUGGACGGGGUGAAGAUAACGAAGAGGAAGAGUGCCUGAUUGUGGGAUACGUGAAGCCGAUGGCCGAAAGGACCCCAGAGCUUGUUCAGCUCUCGUCGGAUUCGUCUGAAGAGGAGCAGGAGGCAGCCGAUACGAAGACACCAACCACAGUAACGAAAUCUGAGACAUCCCAAAUGGAGCUCCCUUCGCAGUCCCAUAUGAACCUGCGUGUUCCUAGUUUAUCCCCAGGCCUCGCUCCCUCUUGCAGUCCCCAGCGGACACACUCGGAAUCACUCAGCAGAGAAAGAAAGACCGAUUACUUGUCCUGCCGUGCUCACCCGUCCAACGAUGGUUCAGAUUUACGGCAGAAUCGAGAUGACACUGAGCUCAUAGCGCACGAGAGGCGCAAAGACUCACAUCAGCGCUCAAUCAACAAAGAAAAAGCCAAGAGGUCAGAAAAAUCAUGGCACGACAAGACCCCAGAUUGCUCGCCAAUCCAAACACGUUCGCCUCCAAGUUGGUCCGGUCAGAGUCCAACGGUGUCUGUUUGGAGCGGCAGCCCUGUCUCUGGGUCAAACGGUAGCGACUGCUCUACCUCUCUAAACAACACGAGCCUAGAACAUUCGUGCCACGUGCGAGAGAAACUCUCACAGUCUCCUUCUUACUCCAGGAAGAGGAAAAUCAAGGAAAAUAAGAGCAGGUCUCCCGACUUGAACUCAUUCCUUAAUUCCCACCAUCCCAGAGAGUCACACCGCUGUCGUAAACGGCGCAAGCGAGCGAUCAGUAGCAGCAGCGCUGAUUCUCAAUCCGAAAGGUCUUGCCUGGACAAACCAAGUGGGAAACGCAAGUACAAAACCCGGCACUUGGAGCGAGCGGCCCAGCGGCUGCACGAGGAUGGAACUGCAACCAAGGAAAAGCGUCGUCGGCGGAGUAGGGAACGAUCUCCCAGUGUGGAGAUCAUCUAUGAAAGAAGGGCGCCCGAACCACAUUGGCACCAGCGGAAGAAGAAGAAGAAGAAGCACCGAAAGCGGAAGAGGGAACUCCGUUCACCCACUGUAAUCACGAUUGACAGCGACAGUGACCGUACCAUCGACUGUCUGGACCGUGUCAUGGAUAUUAUAGACCAAACCGCUGCAGAUGUUGAGCCGAGGGACGGGACUCCUGGGCAAGAUAUGAUCCAGAACUUGAGUUGUACCUUAGCCUCCUCAAAUCCUCAAUCCGAGUCCUCGAGUCCCGUAGCCGACCCAACCACUGAACGCACACUUAACCUGGACGACUAUGUAGUGGACGUAGUCGACCGCAGUAGUUCUGACUGCUCCCGAAAUCUGGAUGAGAGUAGCCAUGAAGAGUUUGUGCCCAACCCCUUCCCAAUGGCUUCGAUGUCACCAGCCCCACCUUCGGACACAAGACUGCUUGAAACUAUACUGCAAGAUCUUGAGGAAUUCCUACCAGAGGCGAGGACGAGUCCUUACGCAAGUUCUCACGUCCAACAGGAGCGAGCUUCUAUCCCUCGAAAAGACCAAUCAGACACAAGAGGAGUUACAGAAAACCUGGAGAAAAAGAACACGGACGGAGACGGGCCGCAAGAGGCGGUGACCGACAUUGCUAGCUAGGACUAAAACAGACGUACAUCAAGACUUUUCUUACUUGUAUAAUGCUUAUCUGAAUCACUGAGCCAGUCUAGAAGUUUUUAUAAUCUCAUUUAAAGAUUUCUGCUGGGAACAGAUGCUUAAGAAACAUUGUCAUUUCCAAUGUCAUUAUUAUUGUUCAUGUUGUUUAUAGUUGCAGUGAUCCUCUUCCUCGAAUCUGGUGCUUACUUGCUGUGCCACAACCCAACAACAGUCAUGUCUGGAAUCUGGAUCCUAACCCUUGUUCCCCUAACCUCUACUCUAACUCAAAUACAUUAGGGUUGCUAUCUAGACCAGUGGUUCUCCACUUGUUUGAUUAAGGUCCCAGAUUUGGUUUCAGAAGACACCAUGGCCUUUGAUCUGCUGAGCAAAAUAUAUGGGAAAAUGUACUAGCAAUCCAAAGUGGACUUGAUGAUAUGGUUAGUUGCAUGUUCUACUUUUUAACAGACCAGACAUCUGUUAUUGGGGCCAGACUCACUGGUUAAGAACCUCUGUUGAUCAUUAGUCAUUCAGUUCAACUGAACUUUGAGAGUUGUGUCUUUUUUAAACUCAGGGAACAGGUGACGUGCGCCUCCAUGCCUUCGUUACACAGUCUAUGUGCUUGUGUAUGUGGGACUAUGGUGACACCCUGGAGAUAUAAUUCACUGAUCAUCAUGUCUACUGAGCACACAACAAGCCUUCUUUACAGCUGUCCAUCAUGUCAGCCAACAAUCAAUAAAUGCAUUUAAUAGAUGUACAAUCCA